This is a messenger RNA of Talpa occidentalis (Iberian mole), 673 nucleotides long. RefSeq names its product chloride intracellular channel protein 5-like. Bases 122 to 667 code for a protein of 181 amino acids. The record is from RefSeq and is a predicted model, not a curated record. NCBI's taxonomy places the organism in Eukaryota, Metazoa, Chordata, Mammalia, Eulipotyphla, Talpidae. The transcript has 3 exons.
GUAAGUGCAUCCAACUUGCUGUCCAGAUAUACUGGGCUCUGCCUGCAAACAGAUUCAUCCGAUCAAUAAGCAUGAAUGAAGACGACUACAACAAGAUCUAUGACACAAUCCAAAAAGAGGGAUGUAUGAGCUUCCAGACCAACCAGAAGAAAAUGAAGGUGCCCUUUAUGAUGAUGUCUGCCACAAUUUGGGCUCAGAAAGCAAUUUAUAUGCCACACAACUGGAAACCGAAACCCAUGAAUAUGACUCUUUGUCAGCUUGUGUUGUUCAGAGUGAGGAGAACAACUUGAUCUCUUCCCAACCAGAAUACGACCUGCCUUACGAGAAAGGCCCAGAAGACCUCAAAGAUCUUCAACCAGGGGAGCUCCAGGAAGAUGGGGGCAUGACCAGAGAAGAAAUAUACUUAACCCCUGAGGACGAAGAACUUGACUCAGAGAACCCCCAGGAGAAUGGAAGCAGGAUGAAGGAAGACCCGCUUUCCAUGCAGGAAAGCACGGCCUUCUCUACCUUGUUGGAUUCCCCUGCUUGCUAUUCUGCUGAUGAUAAUUUGGGAAAAAAGGAAUCAGCUUCUGAGAACCCUGAGAUUAGUCUCUAUGUGAAGGUGGUAUUGUACCAUUUACUCUAUUAUGUACCUUGCUUUUUUUGUGGGGAGUCUAUUGGGAUAUAACUUACA